CUGAAUUGUAAAAGGACGCUGUCACUUUCAGAUUAGGAAACCAAAUCGCUUCGAAACGUUGAGCCACUGCUCUGCGCUUUUCGCUAGCUACGCGUUGUCACCGGUCAGCUACGAAAUGUUUGAGACGUACGUUCACCAAUCUACCGCCGUCUGUGCAUGAAGAUCUGCGGAUUUAUCUGUGUUUUAUUCGAAGUUGCAACGCGACGAUGAUCUGCAUCGACAGCUAGCGAGCUAGCUAAUUAGUCUGAAUUCGUAAUUCCUUCGUUUUACCCAAGAACAAGGCAUUAUUGUUACAUGUGGGCUGGUUCUGAAAAACAGCGACUGGAGAGAAGGAACGGAACUGAGCGCACAAGAAGGGGUUGACAGGUGCCUUUACAAGGAUUGGUGCGGUACAGAUGCCGGUCCAAAGAACUAUGUCCGAUCUCCGAUCCCGGGUGGAAGGGUAUGAGAAGACAGAGGACGCCUCGGAGAAGACCUCUCUGGCCGAUCAGGAGGACGCCAGGCUGAUCUUCAUCAACCAGCCCCAGCUGACCAAGUUCUGCAACAACCGUGUCAGCACCGCAAAGUACAAUGUCCUCACAUUCCUGCCAAGGUUUCUGUAUUCUCAGUUCAGGAGGGCAGCCAACUCCUUCUUCCUGUUCAUCGCUCUCCUGCAGCAAAUUCCGGAUGUUUCCCCGACGGGACGCUGGACCACCCUGGUCCCCCUGCUCUUCAUCCUGGUGGUGGCGGCCGUGAAAGAGGUCAUCGAGGACCUGAAACGGCACAAUGCAGACAGCGUCGUAAACAGGAAGGAAACGCAAGUGCUGAGGAACGGCGCUUGGGAGAUCGUCCACUGGGAGAAGGUUUCUAUCGGGGAGAUAGUCAGAGCCACCAAUGGAGAUCACCUCCCUGCCGACCUCGUCAUUCUGUCAUCCAGCGAGCCCCAAGCAAUGUGCUAUAUUGAGACCUCAAACUUGGAUGGAGAGACAAACCUUAAAAUACGACAGGGCUUACACGUCACCGCGGAAAACAAGGACAUCGACAGCCUGAGCAGGCUGGGCGGGCGCAUGGAGUGCGAGAGCCCCAACCGUCACCUGUACGACUUUGUCGGCAACAUGAGACUGGAAGGCCACAGCACCGUGCCACUGGGUCCAGACCAGAUACUGCUGAGGGGCGCCCGGCUGAGGAACACGCAGUGGGUUCACGGCAUCGUGGUCUACACCGGGCACGACACCAAGCUCAUGCAGAAUACAACACGGCCACCCCUGAAGCUGUCGAAUGUGGAGCGAAUCACCAACUUCCAGAUCCUGGUUCUGUUUGGCUGUCUCCUAGCAAUAUCGCUCGUGUGCUCCAUCGGUCAGACCAUAUGGAAGGCGCGUCACGGCAACGACGCCUGGUACAUGGACCUCAACUCUCCAGAUGGUGGCGCUGCCAACUUCGGCCUCAACUUCCUGACCUUCAUCAUCCUCUUCAACAACCUGAUUCCCAUCAGCCUGCUGGUCACCCUGGAGGUCAUCAAGUUUGUCCAGGCCUACUUCAUCAACUGGGAUAUGGACAUGCAUUAUGAACCUACCAAAACUCCAGCCAUGGCAAGGACGUCUAACCUCAACGAAGAACUGGGACAGGUGAAAUACAUCUUCUCAGACAAAACGGGGACCCUGACCUGCAACGUGAUGCAGUUUAAGAAAUGCACCAUCGCGGGCGUAGCCUACGGCCACUGUCCUGAAGCUGAGGACUUUAGUAUGUCAGGGGAUGACUGGCACACUGCGCAAUCAGCUGAAGAAGGGGGCUUUAAUGAUCCCAGCUUACUGGAGAAUCUCCAGAGCAAUCAUCCCACUGCGCCCGUGAUCCUGGAGUUCAUGACCAUGAUGGCCGUGUGUCACACCGCCGUCCCGGAGAGGACCGACGACAAGAUCAUCUAUCAGGCGGCGUCUCCAGACGAGGGGGCGUUGGUGAGAGCGGCGCAGAACCUGGGCUUCGUGUUCUCGGGGAGGACCCCGGACUCUGUCAUCAUCAAAUCCCUGGGCGAGGAGGAGAAAUACGAGCUGCUGAACGUGCUGGAGUUCACCAGCAACCGGAAGAGGAUGUCGGUUAUCAUGCGCACUCCUUCGGGGCGGAUCCGGCUGUAUUGCAAAGGAGCUGACACAGUCAUUUACGACCGGCUGGCCGACAGCUCCAAGUACAAGGACAUCACGCUGAAGCACCUGGAGCAGUUUGCGACGGAGGGGCUGCGCACGCUGUGCUACGCGGUGGCCGACAUCUCGCAGGCCACGUACCAGGAGUGGCUGGACGUGUACCAGCGCGCGUCCACCGCGCUCAACAACCGCGCACUGAAGCUGGAGGAGAGCUACGAGCUCAUCGAGAAGAACCUGCAGCUGCUGGGAGCCACAGCCAUCGAGGACAGGCUCCAGGACAAAGUCCCUGAGACCAUCGAGAUGCUUAUGAAGGCCGACAUCAAGAUCUGGAUCCUGACCGGGGACAAACAGGAGACCGCCAUCAACAUCGGACACUCCUGCAAACUGCUCACCCGUAACAUGGGCCUGGUGGUGAUUAAUGAAGGCACACUGGACGGCACCCGGGAGACCCUCAGCCGACACUGCGGCAUGCUGGGAGACGCCCUGCACAAGGAGAACGACUUCGCGCUCAUCAUCGACGGAAAGACGCUCAAGUACGCCCUCACCUUCGGCGUGCGACAGUACUUCCUGGACCUGGCCCUGUCCUGCAAGGCGGUCAUCUGUUGCAGGGUGUCCCCGCUGCAGAAGUCGGAGGUGGUGGAGAUGGUCAAGAAGCAGGUGCGCGUGAUCACGCUGGCCAUCGGCGACGGCGCCAACGACGUGGGCAUGAUCCAGACCGCUCACGUGGGCGUGGGCAUCUCGGGCAACGAGGGCCUCCAGGCUGCCAACUCGUCGGACUACUCCAUCGCACAGUUCAAGUACCUGAAGAAUCUGCUGCUGGUUCAUGGAGCUUGGAACUACAACCGCGUUGCCAAGUGCAUCCUCUACUGCUUCUACAAGAACAUAGUCCUGUACAUCAUCGAGAUCUGGUUCGCCUUCGUUAACGGGUUCUCUGGGCAAAUCCUGUUUGAGCGCUGGUGCAUCGGCUUGUACAACGUGAUCUUCACAGCACUACCUCCACUGACCCUGGGGAUAUUUGAGCGCUGCUGCAGGAAAGAGAACAUGCUGAAGUACCCGGAGCUCUACAAGACUUCCCAGAAUGCCAUGGGCUUUAACACCAAGGUCUUCUGGGCCCAUUGUCUGAACGGCCUCUUCCACUCCGUCAUCCUCUUCUGGGUCCCGCUGCAAGCCUUCCGGCACGAUACGGUGUUUGGAAAUGGACGGACGCCCGACUACCUCCUUUUAGGAAACAUGGUUUACACGUUUGUGGUCAUCACGGUGUGUCUGAAAGCUGGCCUCGAGACUUCUUCAUGGACUAUGUUCAGUCACAUCGCCAUCUGGGGCAGCAUCGGUCUAUGGGUGGUGUUUUUUGUGGUGUACUCCUCGCUGUGGCCCCUCAUCCCCCUGGCUCCGGACAUGUCUGGAGAGGAGUACAUGAUGUUGAGUUCCGGAGUGUUCUGGAUGGGGCUGUUCUUCAUUCCCGUGACCUCCCUGGUCUUUGACGUGCUGUACAAAGUAGUAAAAAGGUCCUGCUUCAAGACCCUGGUGGAUGAGGUGCAGGAACUGGAGGCAAAGUCUCAGGACCCUGGUGCAGUGGUUCAUGGGAAGAGCCUGACGGAGAGAGCCCAGCUUCUGAAGAACGUGUUCAAGAAGAACACCGCCUCCAUGUACCGCUCUGAGUCCAUGCAACAGAACCUGCUCCACGGCUACGCUUUCUCUCAGGACGAGAACGGAGUGGUGUCCCAGUCAGAGGUGAUCCGAGCGUACGACACCACCAAGCAGCGGGCGGAGGAGUGGUGAAGCCCCGCCCACCCCCCGGGAGGACACCCGCACUUGAAGCGCAGCACCCUACAGCGGGCGCGUCGGAGAAAGCCAACGGGAAGUGACAGUUGCGUCCGCUUCCUUGUGCUCUUAUUUUUUUCGCAGAGAAAGAGAGAGAAAACGAAAGAGGCGGAUUUUGAGGGGCGAGAAAGGGGGAAUUGCGAGAAACGAGAACAUUUACAAAAAAAAAUUUAAAAAAACACGUUCACUUUCUGUUGUUGUGACGUGAGCACUGAGCCUACGUUCCAAUCUGUGGUCUGAGGUUUCUACCCCGUUAGCACUCAAAAGGUGUGAGGUACUUUUUGUUGUUUCAGUUUUAGUUUUUUUUUUUUUUUUAUAUAUUGUUGGCUCAUGUUGAGUAUUUUCAGAAAUGAACCUAGAGGGCUUUGCUGAAGAGCUCUUUUAUGGUUUAACAGGAAAGUGAGUAAAUGUUAAAUGCAAUGAAGGUUUCUUGACUUGAACUCCCACGUCGGAGGAGGCGAAAAUGAGAGAAUGAGAUGCAAAAGAAAAUUCAUCUUUUUUUUCCUGGAGGUUCAGACACCACACUCCACGAAAAAUUGGAAUCUGAAAAUUAAUAACUCUGAAGUCUAGAUUGCCAAAGAACAAAAACGUGUGCGCAGUAUUUUGUCUCGAUUGCAAUCUGACAUUCACAGAUGCAGCUUUAACUUGAAAUAUUAAAAUCUUAACUCAAAUAUUUUAUGUACAAUCCGAAAGCCUACCGAAUUGUUCUGACACUCCAGAAUGGGAUUCUCGUGUUGAAUGAACCUCCGCAAUCUGUACAUUCUUGUGAUACAUUUAUUUAAAUGGUUUUUUUUUCUUUUUGCACUCAAUGUUAUGUAAAAUAUGUGGUGUUAUACCAAGCCUUGAAGGCCUUAUGUGUGGCAUUCUACUUGACUAUGGUCAUUUAAUUUGUGGGCCUUCAUAGUGCCUGUCUGUUCAUUUUCUUUCCACUCUUUCCGGAAGUCACAGUCUAGAGUCGUGAACCUGUUUUUGCAUCUAAACCAUUUCGUACACUGCUUCGGUUGCUCUUAACAGUUCAUUUCAUUCCACACGUUCCUUGGCUGCAACUAUCACAACAGUGCCUACCAGAAUAUUUCCCCGACAGAAAGUAUUUAAGAUGAAAUAGGCCGUCACUAUUCAGCUUUGACUGAACACCCAAAAGGCAAGAGAAAACCUGUCUUUGAGCCCCCUUGCCUGUACACUGCAAUACGGCUGCGAUGGGACGGUUUUGUCCGAUGUGGGACAUGGGUGCUCUGUUCACGGGCUGCCGGGGUGCCGCGAGGCACUUUUUAAAUAAAAUACAUAACGGCAGUACCGAGAGUGGGUUGGGGGUUUAGGGCCGGGACACCACAUUGAACUUUUCUCAUACACGGCCCUCUUUCUGUUUUUCG
Molecule: messenger RNA, 5305 nt
Organism: Anguilla anguilla (European eel)
Lineage: Eukaryota; Metazoa; Chordata; Actinopteri; Anguilliformes; Anguillidae
Product: phospholipid-transporting ATPase IA
Exons: 38
Coding region: 396-3893 (1165 amino acids)
Biological process (GO): phospholipid translocation
Cellular component (GO): plasma membrane
Molecular function (GO): ATP hydrolysis activity; ATPase-coupled intramembrane lipid carrier activity; magnesium ion binding
Source: RefSeq, a predicted model, not a curated record